Helianthus annuus (common sunflower) is the source of this 456-nucleotide messenger RNA. Its product is annotated as nonsense-mediated mRNA decay protein 2-like. The record is from RefSeq and is a predicted model, not a curated record. NCBI's taxonomy places the organism in Eukaryota, Viridiplantae, Streptophyta, Magnoliopsida, Asterales, Asteraceae. The transcript has a single exon. Bases 1 to 456 code for a protein of 151 amino acids.
AUGAAUAAGGUUCUUGAAAACAUGCUCGGGAAGUCUAUAGAGCAGAGGUUUGAGGAGAUAGAAGUUGAAGAAGUUAGAGCAAAGCGUCAAGCAGAGAUUGAUGCUCAAAUGAAAGACAAAGGAAAAAGUGCUGAAGGUUCUGUGAUUGCUGAAAGAUCAAUAGUUUUAUCUACUGAUCCUGAGUCUCCUAUUCAGAAUCCUGUUCCUAUAUCUGCUGUAUCAGCUAUCUUUGAAGAAGAUGUGUUACGUGAAGAUCUUGGUAAUGAUGAUGAGGAAGAGGAGGAUGAUGACGAAGAGGAUGACGAUGAAGAGAAUGAUGAUGAUGAGGAUGAUGAUGAAGAAAAAGUAUUCUCUGCAAGCAGUCAUAGUUCUGAUGAUAUUGAUGAUAAUGAUGAUCAGGGUGAUACAGGUGUUAUUGUUUCUGAAGCAUCAAAAGAGCAAAUGUUGAUGAUUUAA